Messenger RNA from Microthlaspi erraticum, 1893 nucleotides. NCBI's taxonomy places the organism in Eukaryota, Viridiplantae, Streptophyta, Magnoliopsida, Brassicales, Brassicaceae. The record is from the annotation of a GenBank genome assembly.
AUGUUGAACUUGUUCGUUAAGUUUAAGUUGAUCCUCCUCGAGAUAACCUUAGUUAGCGUUAACUCUUCGGUUGGAUACAAUGUAUGGGUAGGACCCGACACAAACGUUGGGGAAGAUAGAACGCGUUCAAAAGUCAACACAAGUCGACGGUUACCGACUGGUCAGUCAUCAUCUCUCCGGAUUAAAUUGAUGGGCACAUCAUCAGGAUCCAACCUUCCUCACCAGAUGCUACCUCCACGGCAACAACUACAAACUUCUCUUUCACUUGUGUCUUCGGAUCCCCACUUGUCACGGUCCAACUCCGGCAUCGUGCGUGAAUCACCAGCUGAAAGCGCGAGCUCUCAAGAAACGUGGCCAACCUCAAAAUCCAUCAUGGUUAAGAAGUCAGAGAGCGGCAAGACAGGACCUGAUUCUCACGAGCAGCCUCUGAUCCGCCACGUCUCCAUCGCCGACAAGGUAUCGCUACGAGACAUCGCUAGAGAGAGAGUGGACAUUGUCUCAGAGAGAAUGCUCCGUUUACCAGAAGGAUAUCUCGAGGAGUUGAAGAACGGUCUCAAGGCUAUCCUUGAAGGAAACGGUGCUCAGCCAAUAGAUGAGUUUAUGUUUCUGCAGAAGUUUGUCCAGACGAGAUCUGACCUAACUUCGAAGACACUCAUCAGAGCUCACCGAGUGCAGUUAGAGAUCCUUGUGGUGAUCAACACUGGAAUCCAAGCGUUCUUGCAUCCAAACAUCAACCUCUCGCAAACGUCUCUCAUAGAGAUCUUCUUGUACAAGAGAUGCAGAAACAUUGCUUGCCAAAACGAGCUCCCGGCUGACGACUGUCCCUGCGAGAUAUGCGCUAAUAGGAAAGGCUUCUGCAACCUCUGCAUGUGUGUGAUCUGCAACAAGUUCGACUUUGCUGUCAACACGUGCCGCUGGAUUGGAUGCGACGUGUGUUCUCAUUGGACUCAUACGGAUUGUGCGAUUAGAGAUGGAGAGAUCUCGAUGGGGGUUUCGACCAAGAGUGUGUCCGGGAUGGGAGAGAUGCUGUUCAAGUGCAGAGCGUGUAACCAUACUUCUGAGCUUCUUGGAUGGGUUAAAGAUGUGUUUCAGCACUGUGCACCAAACUGGGAUAAGGAGUCUUUGACGAAAGAGCUCGACUUCGUGAGUAGGAUCUUCCGUGGAAGCGAAGAUACAAGAGGGAGGAAGCUGUUCUGGAAGUGUGAGGAGCUUAUGGACAAGAUCAAAGCUGGACUGGCUGAAGCAACCGCUGCCAAGUUGAUUCUCAUGUUCUUCCAAGAAAUUGAAUUGGACUCUCCAAAGAGCCUUGAGAACGGAGAAGGUGGGGGAAUGAUAGCACCUCAAGACGCAUGCAACAGGAUUGCUGAGGUUGUUAAGGAGACGCUGAGGAAGAUGGAGAUAGUGGGAGAGGAAAAGACGAGGAUGUACAAGAAAGCGCGGCUAGGGCUUGAGGAAUGCGAGAGAGAGAUGGAAGAAAAGGCAAAGGAAGUGGCGGAGCUGAAGAUGGAGAGGCAGAAGAAGAAACAACAGAUAGAAGAGGUGGAGAGGAUAGUGAGGCUGAAACUAGCAGAGGCGGAGAUGUUUCAGUUAAAAGCAAACGAGGCAAAAGUGGAAGCGGAGAGACUGGAGAGGAUUGUGAAGGCGAAGAAGGAGAAGACGGAAGAGGAAUACGCUAGCAACUACUUGAAACUGAGGCUGAGCGAGGCAGAGGCGGAGAAAGAGUAUCUGUUUGAGAAGAUAAAAGAGCAGGAGAGUGGUGGCAAUGGUGGUGAGGCUUCACAAGCAGUCAUGUACUCGAAGAUAAGAGAGAUGCUUCAUGGGUACAAUGCGUCGUCGUCGCCGAGAGUAGAUCCGAGAUCAAACCAGAGGAAUCCUUUCAGAUCCAAUCCUUAG